Molecule: messenger RNA, 645 nt
Organism: Juglans regia (Persian walnut)
Lineage: Eukaryota; Viridiplantae; Streptophyta; Magnoliopsida; Fagales; Juglandaceae
Exons: 2
Coding region: 1-645 (214 amino acids)
Source: RefSeq, a predicted model, not a curated record
AUGGUAUCAAAGCGGGAUCCUAGAUCUUUGCUCCAUCCGCCCACUGACCAGAAGCUCUGGUAUUUAGCAACCAUGGCAGAAUCCAUUCUUGAUGAUUGGACAACCAAAAUGACAGAGGCCUUGACUAGAGUCCAUACCUCAUCUCACACCCCAUUAGAUUCUUCGACUGUUCCUAUUGGCAUUAAGUUGGAUGGUUCUAACUAUGCCUUAUGGUCUCAAGUCAUCGAGAUGUAUAUCUCUGGCAAAGAUAAACUUGGGUAUAUUAUUGGCGACUUCCCACAACCUCUUGAAAUAGAUCCAUCCUUUCGAAAAUGGCGGACUGAAAACGCCAUCGUUUGGGAUUCUGUUGCCACAACUUACUUUGAUGGGACUGAUACAUCCCAAAUAUAUGAUCUUCGGCAUCGUGUAACUCGUAUGAGACAAACUGGUGUGUCCAUUGAAAAAUAUUACACUAAUCUUCAAGGCUUAUGGUGUGAAAUUGAUUUUCUUCGUCCUAACCUGAUGAAAUGUGCGAUUGAUAUUCAGAAAUAUAACUCCAUCGUGCAGGAAGAAAGAGUCUAUGUCUUCCUUGAUGGCUUGGAUGACCGGCUGGAUAAUAUUCGAAGUGAUGUACUUCAAUUACAACUUUUUCCUACAGUUGAGUAG